GUCUCGCGCUGCGCUGACCAACGAGAGCAGUCGCUAGUGCCAGUAGUCGAGCGGGCCGUGCGAAAGCGCGGCGCACACACACGCACACCCGGAGCGCCCGACGAGUGGCAGGACAUGUUGCCGCCGACUCGCGGCGUCGCGAGCUACCACGGCCUUCCCAGCUUGGCUGACUGAUCGACCGACCGACCGAGCGCAGGAGGGGUCGAGCGAGCGAGCGAGCGAGAGCAGCCGGCCGACCAGAAAGACGGGCAGGAGAGAGCGAGUAGCGGACCAAGAUGAUCGACCCGAGCUCCUCGGAGGAGGAGAGCGAGGAGGACCAAGCCGUCCAGCCGGUCGCGGGUGCGCGCGGGCGGCCCGUUAUGGGUGGCGGCCCGGCCGCCCAGAGCCGCGGCAGGGGCCUGGGCCCGGCCGCGGGCGCGAUGGGCGGGCCGGGCGGAGCGCCGGCGGGCGGGGGCUCGGCACUCGGGGGAGGCUCGCCGAGCCUCGGCCAGGCCGGGCUCGGCGCCAAGUCCGCGCUGCACGCCGGCCAGGCCGACGGCGUCGACGCCGUCCAGCAGGGCCUGGACGUGCCCCACUCGCAGCACAUGGCCAGCGCGCGCAACUCGCUGUCGCCGUCCAUGAGCGCGCACCAGGACGCCGCCAGCUACGGGCAGAGACCCACCAGCCCCUCGCCCUCGCUGGCCAGCGAGAAGACCGAGCAGGAGAUCGCGGACAAGCAGGAGCGCGAGGAGGAGGAGAGAAAGACGAGGCUGCAGCUGUACGUGUUUAUUUCGAGGUGCAUCGCCUAUCCGUUCAACGCCAAGCAGCCGACAGACAUGACGAGGCGGCAAAUGAAGAUCACCAAGCAGCAGUUGGAGACGUUCUGCACUCGCUUUCAGGCCUUCCUGAGGGGCGAGACGCAGAUAAUCGCCGACGAGGCCUUCCACAACGCGAUCCAGAACUACUUCGACGUGUUUCUUAAGUCGGAGCGCGUUGUGCGCAUGGUGCAAUCGGGCGGUUGCUCGCAGCACGACUUCCGCGAAGUAUUCAGGAUCAAUAUCGAGAAGCGUGUUCGGAGCCUCCCCGAAAUCGACGGUCUGAGCAAGGAGACGGUACUGGCCUCGUGGCUGGCCAAGUUCGACUGUAUCUUCAAGGGUACAGGCGACGAGGACGCCAAGCGGCCGUCCAGAAUGCAGCAGCAAUCGCUCAACUCCGAGCUCAUACUGUCGAAGGAACAGCUCUACGACAUGUUCCAGCAGAUACUUGGCGUGAAGAAGUUCGAGCACCAGAUCCUGUUCAACGCCCUGCUGCUGGACUCGGCCGACGAACAGGCCGCCGCCAUCCGCAGGGAGUUGGACGGACGCGUCCAGCGAGUAAACGAGAUGGAGAGGAACCGAGUAGGCAAGUCCAGCGGCAAGUUCCUCGUAAAGGAGAUGGAGUCGUUGUACAUCGAGGAGCUCAAGGCGUCCAUCAACCAGCUCAUGCAGAAUCUGGAGAGUCUGCCGGUGAGCAAAGGUUCGAUAGACGCCAAAAGCGGCUUGCAGAAGCUGAAACGCCACCCGUUGCGUGGCGAUCGCUCCCGCCCCCGCAAUCAGAGCUCCUUGGCCAACGACUCUGCUGACUCGGAGCCACAGUUGACCAAAAUGGACGUUGCCCUCUCGUUUCCACUGGAGGUCAUCGUCAUGGAGGUCAAAGGCAUCAAGAGUCUCGCUCCGAACCGGAUCGUUUACUGCACCAUGGAGGUCGAAGGCGGCGAGAAACUGCAGACGGAUCAAGCCGAAGCGUCCAAGCCCAUGUGGGACACGCAAGGCGAUUUCACGACGAUGCACCCGUUGCCGGUGGUGAAGGUGCGCCUCUACACGGAGAACUCGGCGAUCCUCGCGCUCGAGGACAAAGAGCUGGGCAAAGUGUUGCUGAGGCCGACGCCGCUCUCGUCGCGGGCGCCGGAGUGGCACAAGAUGACGGCCUGUCGCGGCUGCGCCGAUCAGGAUCUCCGCAUCAAGAUCGCCUGUCGCAUGGACAAGCCGCUGAACAUGAAGCACUGCGGCAACCUGUACGCGGUCGGCAAGUCCGUGUGGAAGAAAUGGAAGAAGCGCUACUUCGUCCUGGUCCAAGUCUCACAGUACACCUUUGCGAUGUGCUCGUACAAGGAGAAAAAGAGCGAGCCGUCGGAAAUGAUGCAGCUGGAUGGCUACACGGUGGACCACGUCGAGUCCGCGUCCGCGUCGCUGAUGGCGGGCAUGGACUUGCAGGGCGGACGGUACUUCUUCAACGCGGUGCGCGAGGGCGACAACGUGGUGUUCGCCUCGGACGACGAGAACGAGUGUCACCUGUGGGUGACGGCCCUCUACCGCGCCACCGGCCAGAGCCACAAGCCCACUCCGCCGAUCUCGGUCGCCAGCAAGAGUUCGAACCUGAGCAAGAUCCAGGGCGACACCGACAAGGCCAAGAAGCACGGCAUGGAGGACUUCAUCAGCGCCGACCCGUGCAAGGGGCAGCACAACGACCUGUUCAAGCUGCUGCAGAACCUCACGCUCGACUACAGACUCAACGACCCCUACUGCUCGCUCGGCUGGUUCUCGCCCGGCCAAGUCUUCGUCCUCGACGAGUACUGCGCCAGAUACGGAGUGCGCGGCUGCUUCCGUCACCUGUGGUACCUGAACGACCUGCUCGACCGGGCGGAUCGCGGCAUAAUGAUCGAUCCGACCCUGGUGCACUUCAGCUUCGCCUUCUGCGCGAACCACGUGUACGGCAACAAGCCCGACGGCGUCACCGCCAUCAUGCACGAGGAGAGGGACAAGUUCCUCGAGAUCAAGGAGAGGCUGAUGCUGCUGCUCGAGAAGCAGAUCACCAACUUCCGGUACAGCUUCCCGUUCGGUCGGCCGGAGGGGGCGCUCAAGAGCACGCUCUCGCUGCUGGAGCGCGUGCUGAUGAAGGACUCGGUGACGCCGGUGGAGCAGGACGAGGUGCGGAACAUGAUACGGACCUGCCUGGAGACGGCCGCCCACGUGAACUACGAGAGACUGUCGACGGAGGCGAAGGUCGGCGAAGAUCUGAACGGCGACGUGUGCGUGCCUCCGAGUAAAAAACUCGAGGAUCUCAUACACCUUGCCGAGCUCUGCGUCGACCUUCUCCAACAAAACGAGGAACACUAUUCGGAGGCGUUCGCCUGGUUCAGCGACCUCCUGGUGGAGCACGCCGAGAUCUUCUGGGGCCUCUUCGCCGCCGACAUGAACAAAGUGCUGGCCGAGCAGCCGCCCGACACUUGGGACAGCUUCCCGCUGUUUCAAGUGUUGAACGACUAUCUCAGAGUCGACGACAAUCUGAGAGACGGGCGGUUCCACCAGCUGUUGCGAGAGACCUUCGCCCCACUGGUGGUGCGCUACGUGGACCUGAUGGAGACCUCGAUCGACCAAUCCAUCCACAAGGGCUUCGAGAAGGAACGCUGGGAGAUCAAGGGCAACGGCUGCGCCACCUCGGAGGAUUUGUUCUGGAAGCUCGACGCAUUGCAGUCGUUCAUCAGCGGACUCCACUGGCCGGACGCGGAGUUUCGCGGUCAUCUCGAGCAGAGGCUGAAGCUCAUGGCGACGAUUCAAAUCGAGGCAUGUAUCCUGAAGACAGAUUCGGCUUUCCAGUCUUGGCUGAAGAAGGGCGGAGUGACGUUCAGCUCGACCGACUACAUUAUCCCGUCGGAGAUGUGCGCCAUGGUCAAUGUCAUCCUCGAGGCGAAGAAUCAAGACUUCAAACUCUGCACCAUUAACGGAGUCGACAUGUAUCAGUACCAUGCGAAAAUCGAUGACAUGAUUGAGAAAACUCUGGCAACGAUGAAUCAAGGAAUGAUCAACAAACUCGUUAGCAUUCUGGAGGCAACUCUUUCCAAGUUGUCGCGUUACGACGAGGGUUCGCUUAUUGGUUCCCUUCUCAGUUUUACGAAAGUGUCAGGAAGCGGCAAGGACAUGGGACAGGCCUACGUGACUUUCACGAGAAACAGCUCCGAACAGAUUCGCAGCAAAAUUAUCGAUGAGCUCUGGAUCCUCAACUUCUUUGAGCAAUGGUACACCGCUCAAAUUCAGUUGCUGUGCAACUGGCUGACCGAGCGCAUGGAUCACAGUCUGCACCCGUUCCAAUGCACCUGCCUCGCGCAGGUCGUCAAAAAGAUCUACUCGGAUUUCGAGCUUCAAGGCGUCAUGGAAGACAAGCUCAACUCCAAGACAUAUCAGACAGUGGCCCAGCGUAUGCAGACCGAGGAAGCAACUUGUGCCUUAACCAUGAACUCUCAUAACGAUGAGGGGCUGUCUGAGAACGGCAACGACGACGACGUAGAGCGGCCCAAGACGAAAGUGACUAUCGUCGAGAACCUGACGGGCGAUGACGCCAGAAGCAUCAGCAACGUCACGUCCAAUGUAGCCAGCCGUGUCGGCAGCAUGUUCGAGAAGGGAAUCGGCGGUCUGUCCACCAAACUCGGUGGCUUCUUCUAAAUAAGAGGCAGCAGCCACGACAGCAGAAUCAACUUUUUUCGCUCUCUCCUUCUUUCUCUUUCUCUUUCUCUUUCUCUUUCUCUCUUGAUCUCUUUCUCUUUGCAAAGCCGGCAAGCUUAGUUCCAUUCGCUCUUUACUCUUCUAACAAGCAUGUUGACGACCGUUCAAGCCGGACUUGUUGACGCCUCUGACACUCUUCGUUUUCACGUCCUUACCGUUCUCGUGACAGUCACUGGCGCAGAGGCACAUGAAAGUAUCUAGUCCACCCCGAAAGCUUCCCAGCCGUUAUUAUUGCGUACACCCGAGGGCGCAUUAUUUACGCAUUGUAAUCGUGACGAGUUAGAGCGCCGAAAUCAGAUAAAAUAUAUAAAUAUAUAAAUAUAUUCAAAGUUUAUCAUGUACAAGCAGCAUUUAAUAAAAUAACGAAAAUGAAAAGUGCAAGUACGCGCACUGCUGGCGAGGUGUCUUGGCCGAACACGAACUGUUAUAAGCCUAGAGCGAGCGUGUAAAGCGUGCGAGUAGAAAGAUAUACGUAUAGAAAGAAAAAUACAUAAGGUGUUGAAAGAA
Molecule: messenger RNA, 5024 nt
Organism: Phymastichus coffea
Lineage: Eukaryota; Metazoa; Arthropoda; Insecta; Hymenoptera; Eulophidae
Gene: Cadps
Product: calcium-dependent secretion activator
Exons: 14
Coding region: 276-4457 (1393 amino acids)
Biological process (GO): synaptic vesicle exocytosis; dense core granule exocytosis
Source: RefSeq, a predicted model, not a curated record